Molecule: messenger RNA, 927 nt
Organism: Symbiodinium natans
Lineage: Eukaryota; Dinophyceae; Suessiales; Symbiodiniaceae
Source: the annotation of a GenBank genome assembly
AUGAUGAAUGCCUUCAGGAAGAUGGGCGCGGUCUGCUCUGCCCUUGUCCAAGACAAGGUGGAGGAUGUGGAGCCCUGCUCGAUCAAGAGUGCAAGCAUAGGCGUGGAAUCCGAGCCACUCUGGAAACAGAUGGCAGAAGCUCAGAUUGAACUUCGGAAAGCUGCGGAGGCAACGCGUCCAGAAGUGGAGAAGCAGCUUGCCGAGCGUGCAGCAGCACGACAAGCUUCAGCCAAGAAAGCAGAAGCAGAAAGAAAGGCUACAGAGGCCAAACUCAAGGAAUUGGAGAGAAGACAGAGGGAAGACAAGGAGAAAGCAGACAAGGAGAAGGCAGAAAAGGAGAAGGCGCCCAAGAAGAGAACAGAGGAGGCGAAAAGCCAGUUGCCCAGCGGCAAGGCAAAGCCGAAAAGCAAAGCGUCAGGUGGUGCGGCAGAACAGGCUGCAAACCCAAGUCAGCUCGCAAAGCUGACCAAGGAUCAGGCCAAAGACGCGCUCAAUCGAGCGGUCGCCAUUUUCGACAUGCCGGAAAACCGGCGGAAACUGCAAGAAGCCGUAAGCAGUUGCCAUGGUGACGAUGCCAAGAAGAUGGCUGUCUUGAUGCCUUUGGUUCAAGGCAUGCUCAAAGACCUCCUGGAGUCACACGGCUUCACAGCCGACAAGAUCUUACAUGCCGUCAUGCAGAUCUCGACCCAUGCGCAAGGAGACAAAAAGAAGCUCUGCUGCAGACGGGGGCAAUGGGCUGGGCAUGGCUGGACGGCUGGACUGGCCAUGGGCAUGUCUGGGCUUUGGACUCACAACCCACGAGAGCAAGCUUUCAGAGCGUUUUUGAGCGCAUGUUCAGCACACCGGGGGCUGUGCUCUGCCCAAAAUGCCAGUUGUGGAGCAAAUUGGCAGCUUGCGUCAGCUGGCAGUUGGUGUAAAGUUUACUGA